Chrysoperla carnea is the source of this 2861-nucleotide messenger RNA. It is a transcript of the gene DCP1, whose product is annotated as mRNA-decapping enzyme 1B. NCBI's taxonomy places the organism in Eukaryota, Metazoa, Arthropoda, Insecta, Neuroptera, Chrysopidae. The record is from RefSeq and is a predicted model, not a curated record. Gene Ontology annotation, cellular component: P-body. The coding region runs from base 29 to 985 and encodes 318 amino acids. Gene Ontology annotation, biological process: deadenylation-dependent decapping of nuclear-transcribed mRNA; positive regulation of catalytic activity; deadenylation-independent decapping of nuclear-transcribed mRNA. Gene Ontology annotation, molecular function: mRNA binding; enzyme activator activity. The transcript has a single exon.
AUAACUUCACAGCUGACAAAGUAUCGAAAUGGCUGACAUUUCAGAAUUGCGUAUGAAUGUUACGGCUUUAAAACGUGUAGAUCCAUAUGUUAAAGAUAUUAUUGAUACGGCAUCGCACGUGGCAUUAUAUUCAUUUAAUCGUGAAGAAAAUAAAUGGGAAAAAACAGAAAUUGAGGGUGCAUUAUUUGUAUACAAUCGUAAUGGACAACCUCAAAACAGUAUAAUUAUUAUGAAUAGAUUGAAUACAAACAAUUUAGUUGAACCGGUUGUACAAAAAUUAGAUUUACAAUUACAAGCACCGUUUUUAUUAUAUCGAAAUUCACGAUUUCGUAUUUACGGCAUAUGGUUUUACGAUAAAGAAGAGUGCGUUCGAAUUGCAUCGUUAUUAGAAAAAUUAAUUGAGGAAGUGCCACGAAUUGAAACAAAAACAAUGUCAACUCCUCAACAAGGUGUCGAUAUCUUUGGUAUGUUAACGAAAGCGCAAGAGGAUUUUAAAAAUUCAUCAACAAAACCUGUCCCACCAGAUGUUACAUCGCAAAGUGUUAUGGAUUUCUUUGCAAAAGCGAGUGGGGGCACCGGUAAAAGUGAACCAUUAUUCCAACAGAUAUUUAAUAAUCCCGCGCAUAGUGUUGAGCAUAUUGAGAAACAAGUUCGGGCAGCCACUCCAGCGGACGCUGUAGAAGAUUCGGUACAAGCUAGUGUGAAUUUAAUUGAAAGUGGCGUUGCAAGGUUACAAACAUCUCCGGAACAACCGUUGACACCGAGUAUUCGACAAAAUUCAACAGCACCAGCUUUAAUGCCACCAACUAUGUUUACUACAGUGGCAUCAGCUGUUACAAAUCGAUCGUCGGUCGAUCCCCCGCCAGAACCGUUAACUAGGAAUCAAUUUCAUCAAGCUUUUAUUUAUAUGUUAAGAAAUGAUCCAGAUUUUGUUACAAAAUUACAUGAAGCUUAUGUUAAGUCGUUUUCAGAACUUGUUUCAUAAACAGUUUUUGGGGGCUUAGGCCUGUUUUUGGUGUGUAAUUUUAACUUAAAAAUAUGACUGGACUGAUGUGGUGUUAAUUUUGUUUGUUUUCAAAAAAUUAUUUCUAAACUUUGUAAAUAGGAAAUAAAAUUUUGUUUUAUAUAAUACAAGACUGUUUCUGAAUAUAUGCGGCAUAAGGGGAAUUAAUUGUAAAGGACCAUUUUUAGCCAAUUCUGAGUUCUAAGCUAAGUUUGAUACAAAAAUUUCUCCCAAGAUUGAAAUAAUAUGCUUAUCGUUAAUAUCUACGACUCUAAAAGAAAUUUCAUUUUCUCAUUCACGAAAGAAUAUUAAAAAUCAUUCCCUAUAUUUUAUCGCAUCUAUUUAGAAACGUUUUUAACAGGGUUGUCCCAAAUUUAUUGUAGCAUAAUAUCAAAGUUUGAUUUUUUUUGGCUUUAAAAAUUACGAAUUUCAAGAAUAUUUUGUAGUUGGGAAUACUUUAGAAGCGGGGCCUAUUUAAAUUAGAAUGCUAUUUAACAAUAGGCACAAUAUGUACUAGGUGUGUCAGGGUUUAUCCUGGCAGAAAUAUUUUUUAUAAAUUUUUACAUUUUUAAUAAUUACAAGUAUUUUGCACUUUUGUGGAAAUUAAUUUGUAAGAGACCAUUUUAUUGCAAAUUUUAUCUAUUUUCAGGAAAAUUAUUGUGGCAGCUCUUAUUGUGGCAGGAAGGUCUGUCACACCGAUUUUUAAUAUAUAAAUCCAAUAAAAUUUUACUCUGUUCGCGGAUAUACUUUUUUUUUUAAUCGUUUGUUUUGAGUUCUAAUUCGAAACAUCUCGGUGUGACAACUCAAAACUUGACCAAAAUGUCUGUCACACCAAUAAAAAAUAAAAAAUUAACCCUGGCACACCUAGUCCAUGUUGUACCUAUCGUUAAAUAAUAGUGAUUUAUGCCACGGGCUCCAGGGCUAUUAAGAAACCGUACGAAACACGUUCAUAGUAAAAACUUUAAUUUGGAACAAAAAAACCGAACUAAACUAACGUUGCAAAAUUUUUUAUGAAACUUGACGAAUCAAGACUUGGGAGGGGUGUCAAAACUGUCUGGUCUCCAGCAUGAGAGUUAAAGUAAUGAAUACAAGUUUUCUAGGGCUGGAUUUCCCCUUCAAAAAUACAAUUUUAUUUAAUAGGUUUUAUAAUUCUUGGAAUAUUACGACAUAAUAAAAUUUAAAAAAUCGCAUAGAAUUCUGAAAUUCGUAACAUGUAACAUCUUUAAAUUUUUUAAGCUAUUAUAGGUUUGUGAUUAUUUUUUUGUAAAGUUUUACAUAUUUGAGAUUUUUUUUUGUUUUUAUAUCAAGUUUAGAAAGUUGUAAAUCUUGAAAAUGUAUUUUAACUUGUUUUCGGCUGUUUUUUAUAAUAAACACCAAAGAAUUUUAUUUUGAAUUCGUCUUUACUUCGAUGUUGAUUCGAUAACUGAUAAAAAAUAUCCUAAAAUUAUCGUUUAAAUCCAUAUUCUGAUUUCUUCAAGGGGCUAUCCAAAAAAUAUGCCCCAUGCCGUUAUGUUUUCUUUAUAAACCGCCAUAGCUCUUCCUGCUCGCUUUUUAACGAUUAGUUUUUAUAUUGGUGAAAAUUUUUUUCAAAAUGAAAUAAAUACUAAAAAUUUUAUAUACUGGCUUUGUGAAAUCUUUAAAAAAUAUGUUGCUUUACAAACCUUUAAUAGCUUCUUUUUAAAUUUUGAUUUAUGUUAAAAAACGGGGACAAUGUAACAGCUCAUAAGAGUUAGAAGGAAAUAACUAAAAGAUUUAAUUGUCAAUAGAUACGGAUAUUUGACGACUAGAUGCCUAAUUUAUAAGAUAUUGCUUAAAAUUGCAAAAUAUCAGGAGAUAUUCCAGAAAUAAUAAAUUUGUU